Molecule: messenger RNA, 3643 nt
Organism: Cynoglossus semilaevis (tongue sole)
Lineage: Eukaryota; Metazoa; Chordata; Actinopteri; Pleuronectiformes; Cynoglossidae
Product: liprin-alpha-2
Exons: 18
Coding region: 261-2453 (730 amino acids)
Biological process (GO): synapse organization
Cellular component (GO): presynaptic active zone
Source: RefSeq, a predicted model, not a curated record
AGCCGUCUUUGGGUUUCACUGCUCUCCCACAGCAAUUGUUGUUUGAAUUUUUUGUGGUGUCGUUCGGUCCUGACCCUCUUCUUCUUUUCUUCUCUGUCCUUCAGGAGUUUGCUGCACUGACCAAGGAGCUGAACGCCUGCAGGGAGCAGCUGCUGGAGAAGGAGGAGGAGAUCUCUGAGCUGAAAGCAGAGAGGAACAACACGAGGCUACUGCUGGAACAUCUGGAGUGUCUGGUGUCAAGACACGAGCGGUCCCUGAGAAUGACAGUGGUGAAACGUCAGGCUCAGUCUCCAUCAGGUGUCUCCAGUGAGGUGGAAGUUCUCAAAGCACUGAAGUCCUUGUUUGAACACCACAAAGCCCUGGAUGAGAAGGUCAGGGAGAGACUACGAGUGUCACUGGAGAGAGUUUCUGCACUGGAGGAGGAGCUUACUGCAGCCAAUCAGGAGAUUGUGGCCUUACGGGAACAGAAUGCUCACAUCCAGAGGAAAGUGGCAUCUGGGGACGCAAGCGAGGACAUACUGGACAGCGAGACCCAACAGAAGGUCCACGGCAAGCGGCUGUCUAAUGGCUCCAUGGAGUCGGCCCAUGAGGCCAGUCAGGUGGUGGAGCUGCAGGACCUUCUAGAGAAACAGAACUACGAGCUGGCCCAGAUGAAGGAGCGCAUGUCCUCCCUCUCCUCCAGGGUGUCGGAGGUGGAGCAGGAGCUGGAGACAGCCCGGAAGGACCUCAUCAAAUCAGAGGAGAUGAACAACAAGUACCAGAGGGACAUCAAAGAGGCCAUGUGUCAGAAAGAGGACAUGGAAGAACGGAUCGUCACGCUGGAGAAGCGUUACCUGAGCGCUCAGAGAGAGUCCACCUCAGUGCAUGACAUCAACGACAAACUGGAGAACGAGCUGGCCAAUAAGGAGGCUUUCCUCAGACAGAUGGAGGAGAAGAACAGGCAGCUGCAGGAACGUCUCGAACUGGCUGAGCAGAAGCUCCAACAGACCAUGAGGAAGGCCGAGACGCUGCCGGAGGUGGAGGCCGAACUGGCCCAGAGGAUAGCGGCGCUCACCAAGGCGGAGGAGCGCCACGGGAGCAUCGAGGAGCGGAUGCGGCACUUGGAAUGCCAGCUGGAGGAGAAGAACCAGGAGCUGUUGAGGGCUCGACAGAGGGAAAAAAUGAACGAGGAGCAUAACAAGAGGCUCUCAGACACCGUGGACCGACUCCUCACAGAGUCCAACGAACGUCUGCAGCUCCACCUGAAGGAGAGGAUGGCUGCUCUGGAGGAGAAGAACGUCUUGAUCCAGGACUCAGAGGGCUACAGAAAACGGUACGAGGAGUCCAUACAGGAGAAGACUCACCUGGCAGAAGAGAUAGAGAAGCUGAGGUCAGAGCUGGAUCAGUUCAGACUAAGGGCGGGAUCCCUCACUGAACCAACCCUGUCCAGGUCUCAUCUGGACACAUCAGCUGAGCUACGGUUCUCUCUCGGAUCUUUGGCAGAAACCCAGUCUGACCACUACCGUUCAGCCAAGGUCAUUCGUCGACCGAGAAGAGGUCGAGUCGGCCUGAGGGAAACAAAGGCUAAAUCCCUGGGUGAACAUGAGUGGCGCUCGCAGCAGCUGGGCGUUCUGGGCGGUCACCACUUUGAGAGCGACACCGAGAUGUCGGACAUCGACGACGACGACAGGGAAACUCUGUUCAGUUCUAUGGACCUGCUGUCGCCCAGCGGUCACUCUGAUGCACAGACCCUGGCCAUGAUGCUGCAGGAGCAGCUGGACGCUAUUAACAAAGAAAUCCGCCUCAUACAGGAGGAGAAGGAGUCCACGGAGCUUCGAGCAGAGGAGAUUGAGAACCGUGUCGCCAGUGUCAGCCUGGAUGGUCUUAACCUGGCCCGAAUGCACCACCACGGGGCCUCUAUCACUGCCUCAGCCACAGCCUCCUCCUUGGCCUCCUCCUCCCCUCCUAGUGGUCACUCCACCCCUAAACUUGAUCCGAGGAGUCCUGCUAGAGACAUGGAGCGAAUGGGUGUCAUGACAUUGCCCAGUGAUCUGAGAAAACACAGGAGAAAGAUAGCAGCAGUGGAGGAGGACGGUCGUGAAGACAAGGCCACCAUUAAGUGUGAGACGUCGCCUCCUCCAACACCUCGCACAGUCAGGAUGACACACACACUGCCAGCCUCCUCGCACAACGACGCACGAGGAAUCGUGGCUUCACUGGAGGCUGAGGCUUUGAGCAGCGUCGCCAGCAGCUCAGACUCACUGCACAAACAGCCCAAGAAGAAAGGCAUCAAGUCCUCUAUAGGACGACUGUUUGGGAAGAAGGAGAAAGGUCGACUGGCUCAUCUGGCCCACAGACAGGUCAUGGUAGAUCCACAAGCGACCAUGAUGGACUCAGACCUGGCGGGUCAGGACAUGGGUGUGAGCAAACUGGGAACACAGGCUGAGAAGGACCGCAGGUUGAAAAAGAAGUAAGGAUUUUACCAAGUGCCCCCUACUGGUCUCUGACUUAAUAACAGCACAGACCUCUUAACCUGUCAGAAAUCAAACAGGUCCAACCUCUUGUAUCUACUUUUAAAUUUGCUGUCUGUGUUCAUGAAAGCCGGGCCGUACAUUACUGUAACCCACACCGGGGGUGGGAUCAAUAGAGGUUGUAGAGACUAGAUCAUUGUCCGUGGAAUAGUAGAGAUCAGCUCCACUGUAUUCAGACACACAGACAAAGUCAGAGUAUUGAUCCAGGCAGGAGAAUCCAAUUUAUCUCACAAAGCUUUUUUGUCAAUUUGGAAGCGAUAUAUGGCUUUUCUCCAGAACAAACCACACACAUAGAUUACACUCACUGCCAGGCUGGGUGUGUUCUGCGCUUCAGAAUGAAUGAAAAAAAAAAAAAAAAAUCAAACCCCAAAUGAAAAUCUGAUUUUCAGCCAGGACUGUAUUUCUUUCUGUAUGUGUGUGUGCAUUUGCCAUGACUCCAGUGCCAAAUGAUGGCUGUCAUUUUCGAAAAGUGCACAUUGACGUGAUAAAUAACGUUGCCUCCCAUGUUGUUGACCACAUCAAGCAGUUUAUUUGUUUGUUGACAAAUGUGCCAAUGAUUCUUCCUUCACUGCACUGACAGGACUUGGGCCACACCCACUACUCUGCAUCUUGGCGCCUUCACCUCCUCCUCAUCCUCCUCUUUGUCCUGCUCCUCCUCAUCAUCUAUGCUGCAUGUCACUAUUCUGCCUGCACUGUUUCCCAGUUCAGCAUCUUGAUCUGUUAAUGCUGCUGUGGUCUUACUGGGGUUGUCACUUUUUAUCAGACGUUUGAAAAUCACAACGCUACAUUCAAACAUGAGAGUAUUAAAAAAAUGGUGUUAAUCCAACAUCGCUUGAGAAACAUAAGAUUGAUCAAAUUUGCUAACUUCACCCUCACCUCCAUUAAUAAAAUAAGUUACGAUAAUACAUUAGUUUGUUGGUUUAAUGUUUGCGACAUCAAAGUCUGAUGAAUGGCAAAUGUUUGGUUCAAGACCAAAAUAGUGUUGCUUUUGAACUAUUAAUGCCUCUGUGCCUGUGGUUGCUGCUUGCUUUUGAGUACAUUUCUUACAAAAACGGUCUGGAAAAACUGCUAACUAUUUUGCUUGCAAGACUUCAACGGAAGCCAAAAAAGAAAGUCUGCCUGUGAACUAUUAA